AUGAAUUUUUUCGGGAACAUUUUCUCUGACGAUCAUGAUGGCAGCUUGGGCAAUGGCGACAGUAGGCAGGGUGUCGGAGGGAAGCAAACUCGACUGUACAAGGAGGCCAACAAAAUCGACCUACUGAGGAAAAACGAAUUCUACAAAAGCAUUCUGUCGGAGGCCUUCAACGCCCAGGAGGAAAAUAUUUUGCACCUCGUUCUGAGCCACCCCAUGUCGAGUGUGCUGGACGAGCAGGAUGGGCGCACGGUGAGUGGAAUGAGAGGCGGCAUGAACAGCGGCGUAUCCAACCGUGGGGACAGGUCACCUAAUAACCACAACGACACAGCGUUCAGGACAAACCUAGAGGACGCAAAAAAAAUUCAGGAGUGCACCCAUCAGCUGCUCAUCAACGAAAAGGCAAAAGUAAAAACGGGGAAAGCGAAGAAGAGGAUAUUAUACGAAUAA
Plasmodium cynomolgi strain B is the source of this 447-nucleotide messenger RNA. RefSeq lists its product as hypothetical. The coding region runs from base 1 to 447 and encodes 148 amino acids. The record is from RefSeq and is a predicted model, not a curated record. Lineage: Eukaryota; Apicomplexa; Aconoidasida; Haemosporida; Plasmodiidae. The transcript has 2 exons.